UCUCGAUUUCAAGCUUCAGUACAAGUUUUGUGUUAAACCCGAGAUUUCCUCUAGCUGCGCUCAGAAGAUUUCUAAGCGAUUUGAGAUUAGUUGUUCGAUUUCGUUAAAGUUAAAGGUUUGGAAAUGGCCAACCGAGUUGCCCAUUUGCUGUGCACACUGGCACUGCUAUGCAUCUCGCCAGCAUUUGGAUACCCCACCGGUGCCCCAGGGAGUUCCUGUGUUGACAUGACCCCGGUCCAUGGUGAUAACGUAGCUCAGGAAUUUCCUUCGCCUUACGAGAUCGUCCUGUCUAAGCAGGAACUGCGUGCCGGCGAAACGCUCACGAUCACUGUUAACGGCAACACUGAGGAGGACAUCAUAAAGGGACUGCUUUGCCAGGUGCGCGUAGGAGAAACACCGGUCGGAUCCUUCGACGUUCCUGCGGACGACGAACACCUUAAGGUGUUGUACUGCAACAAUUCCAAGGCUUCUGCCGUUACGCACAGGAAGGCUACUGAUGCAUCCAACGUCGUCUCGUUCAACUGGAUUGCCCCGCAAGGACUCAAGGAUCAGGCACGCGUGUACUGCACGAUCGUGAAAAGCUUCAGCGUGUUCUGGGUGAAACAGCCAUCCGCCUUGUUGACCCUGUACUAACUAGCCGGUGUACCCAGCAAAGUAGCAAGCGGAACGUAAUAUAGAUGCCUAUAAUGUUGUUUUUUCGAUCAAAUCCGGAAAUACUUACACGUGAAAGGGUUAUUAUUCAGGAAUAAACAGGUUUUCAAAAAUGA
Molecule: messenger RNA, 767 nt
Organism: Anopheles aquasalis
Lineage: Eukaryota; Metazoa; Arthropoda; Insecta; Diptera; Culicidae
Product: putative defense protein 3
Cellular component (GO): membrane
Source: RefSeq, a predicted model, not a curated record